Messenger RNA from Centruroides sculpturatus (bark scorpion), 1479 nucleotides. RefSeq names its product tektin-1-like. The coding region runs from base 144 to 1370 and encodes 408 amino acids. Gene Ontology annotation, biological process: cilium movement involved in cell motility; cilium assembly. The record is from RefSeq and is a predicted model, not a curated record. Gene Ontology annotation, cellular component: nucleus; microtubule cytoskeleton. The transcript has 7 exons. NCBI's taxonomy places the organism in Eukaryota, Metazoa, Arthropoda, Arachnida, Scorpiones, Buthidae.
UCCUGUCCAAUGAAAUGUGACAAUUAUAUAUCACCUGAUCGUCACAAUAUAAUCCACGUUGCUAUAGUGAUAUAAAGAUUUUUGAAUUUGUUCUAUUAAAUGCUCUAUUUUAUUUUUAUUUACAAAAUCCAUAAACUGAUAAAAUGUUGACGCGAAUGCCAUCCGUACACUGUGGAAUUAUGAAAUUACCGCAAUAUUCGGAAAAGGAUUGGUUUUAUUCAAACAAACAAAAGUGUGAUAAUGCAAACAGGAGAUGUUCUUUAGCUAAAGUUUAUAUAGAAGAGUGUAACAGAGCAUGUGACGAAUUACAUGAAAGAGCAAUACGUGAUAAUCAACAUAUUGGAAGAACUUAUGAAGAGAGAAUUAGAGAGAUAAAAUUUUGGAAAAAUGAGGCCGAUAAUCGAGUUGGACGUCUACAGGUGUGCAUAAACAGAUUAUUAGAAUUCAAAGAUCGGUUGAGAAACGCUUUAGCUCAUUAUUCACCAUUGCUAACAACAGUUUCUCAAUGUUUAUUAUUAAGAACAGAUCGGCAAGGAAUUGAAAGAGUGGAUGACAAACCACAACAAAUGUUACAAAAAGGACUGGUUUAUUUUCAAGAAUUAAUUAAAUCUUUAGAAUUUAUGUUAAAUAACAUAAUGGGACAAAUAAGAUUAGACAGGACUGCAGUUUUUAGAUUAAACCAGGAUUUGAAUGAUAAAUAUGCUGCAUUAGACAUAGAUAUGAUUACAGAAAAUAUUUCACUUCCUAAACCACCAUUAGAGUUACAACCUGGAUUCUGUCCUGAACCAAGAACAAUAACAAUAGAUGAUUGGCUGGGAUUUUGUAAACAUAACAUUAAGAGAGCUGAAGAACAAGAAGAAAUCUCUCAAAAACUUUAUACCAAAGCAGAAGGAAUAUUGAAUGAGUGCUAUAGAGAUUUUCAUAAACAAUAUAAUCUUAUAAUUGAGUCUAUGGAGGAUAGAAUAGAACAAACAAGACAGGCAAAAACUGUAUUAGAAAAUCAUUUAGCAAAGAUAAUAAAACAGAUUGAGAACAUAAAUGAACCAAUUUUAAGAAUCCAAGAAUCUAUUGAUUUAAAAUUAUCUGGACUGUCACAAGCACAAAUAAGACUAAAUGCAAGAAGAUAUAGGCCACAUGCUGAACUUUGCAGAGAUAAAGUUGAAUUAGAACUUGAAAGAGAAAUAAUUCACUUGGAUGACUCUGUACAACAACUACAAACCCGAAUAAAAUGGGCAAAGAAUAUGCUCAGAUCUCUUCAUAGUGUCCGUCUGAAUAUUGAAGAUGACAUUCGCAAGAAAUCUCAUACAAUAUAUGUUGAUGAAGUUCAAUGCUUACCAUUAAUGGAGAAAAUUAAUGUUAUUCCAUUUUGACAUAUUUUUAAAUGAUAUAACUAAUAAAAUUAAAUUACUAAUUUCAAAUUAAAAAGAAACAAUUAAAAUUAAAAAUAAAUUUUUUUAUUAAUCAUACAUACCAAAGUGU